Molecule: messenger RNA, 2838 nt
Organism: Quercus robur (English oak)
Lineage: Eukaryota; Viridiplantae; Streptophyta; Magnoliopsida; Fagales; Fagaceae
Exons: 11
Coding region: 446-2098 (550 amino acids)
Molecular function (GO): protein binding
Source: RefSeq, a predicted model, not a curated record
ACACAAACCUCAACUUCUCAACGGAGCCAAUGAGCCAAUUGUCAUUGGCUGUUUCAUAUGAAUGAAUCAUGCUUUCACUCACUCUCUAUCAAAAUCCAUUGACAGACAGACAAAGACAGUAACUAACAUCCUCGUCAUCACCACCGUCCAUUCCAUUGACCCAAAACCCCCCAAAAAAAAGUCAAAUCCCAACCCAUUACAUGAACUAAACUAAUUAUCGUACCCAAAGUACCAUUCUAUUCACCAAACCACAGGAUCCCACCCUCUGAUCCUUGGAAGCCAUUGAAAAAAAAAACACAAAACCCAGAAAAGAAAAACCAAAAGCAGAGCACAGCACGAGGUCUUCUUUUUUGAAAAUUAAAUUGAAAAAAAGAAAAAAGACAAAAGAGGUUUGUGUACUAAAACUACUAGUAGUAUUGUGUGUUAUAUGAUCACAUGGUAGACGAUGAUCAACAGCAACCCAAACGGCAUGCUAUCAACGGCGGCGGCUUCAUCGGCCAACACGGCGGUUCAGUCACCGGGGCUCAAGACCUAUUUCAAAACCCCAGAAGGACGUUAUAAGCUACACUACGAGAAGACUCACCCUUCGGGUCUCCUUCAUUACGCUCAUGGCAAGACCGUCACUCAGGUAACCCUAGCACAUCUAAAAGACAAGCCAGCCCCAUCAACCCCGACAGCCUCAUCUUCAAGCUUCAGCGCUAGCAGUGGGGUCCGAUCAGCUGCAGCAAGGUUAUUGGGUGGAAGUAAUGGAAGUCGGGCUCUUAGCUUUGUUGGAGGGAAUGGUGGGAGUAAGAUUAAUGGUGGGACUAGUAGGAUUGGGUCAUUGGGGUCUUCGAGUUCUAGUAAUUCAAUGGGUAAUUCAAACUUCGAUGGUAAAGGUUCUUAUUUGGUCUUCAAUGUUGGAGAUGCUAUCUUUAUAAGCGAUUUGAAUUCUCAAGACAAGGAUCCGAUAAAGUCUAUCCAUUUCAGUAAUUCGAACCCUGUGUGCCACGCAUUUGAUCAGGAUGCUAAGGAUGGGCACGAUUUGAUUAUCGGGUUGAUUUCUGGGGAUGUGUACUCUGUGUCACUGAGACAGCAAUUACAGGAUGUAGGAAAGAAGGUUGUUGGGGCUCAACAUUAUAACAAAGAUGGUUCUGUUAAUAACAGUCGUUGUACUAGUAUUGCUUGGGUGCCUGGAGGUGAUGGUACUUUUGUUGUUGCUCAUGCCGAUGGGAACUUGUAUGUGUAUGAAAAGGGCAAAGAUGGCGCAAAUGAUUCUUCAUUCCCUUUUGUCAAAGAUCCAAUGCAGUUUUCUAUUGCGCAUGCACGUUACAGUAAGAGUAACCCACUUGCUAGAUGGCAUAUAUGCCAAGGUUCAAUUAAUAGCAUUGCAUUCUCAACUGACGGGGCCUACCUUGCAACUGUGGGAAGAGAUGGCUAUCUACGAGUUUUUGACUACUAUAAGGAGCAACUUGUAUGUGGUGGCAAAAGUUAUUAUGGGGCUCUAUUAUGUUGUGCUUGGAGCAUGGAUGGAAAAUACAUUCUGACGGGAGGUGAAGAUGAUUUAGUACAAGUUUGGAGCAUGGAAGAUCGGAAGGUUGUAGCAUGGGGUGAGGGGCAUAAUUCAUGGGUCAGUGGAGUGUGUUUUGAUUCAUAUUGGUCAUCACCAAAUUCAGAAGGCACAGGGGAAACUGUCAUGUAUCGGUUUGGUUCUGUUGGUCAGGACACGCAAUUGCUUCUGUGGGAUCUAGAAAUGGAUGAGAUUGUAGUGCCCUUGCGGCGCCCUCCUGGUGGGUCCCCCACAUACAGUACUGGAAGCCAGUCAGCUCACUGGGAUAGUGCCUGCCCAGUUGGUAACCUGCAACCUGCUCCAAGCACACGAGAUGUCCCAAAGAUCUCCCCGGUUGUUGCUCAUCGUGUUCACACUGAACCCCUCUCUGGCUUGAUAUUUACCCAGGAAUCCGUUCUUACCGUGUGCCGGGAGGGGCACAUAAAGAUCUGGAUGAGACCUGGGGUAGUAGAAAGCCAGUCAAACAACUCUGAAACUUUGUCCAGUACCAGCUUUAAGGAGAAACCUUUAUUCUCAAGCAAGGUUGGCAGUUCCAGUUACAAGCUAUGAGCCUAUGGCCAAACCAUCACAAGGAAAAACCAAGCUAUUUUUCAUAUGCCAUUGUCUUUUCAUCUGGUUGGUUUCGUGUUAUGUAUACGAAACUUGAUUGGAGUGAGAAUAACCAACUGGAUCUAUUGUAUAUUCAACGUAUAAAAAUGCCGGUGAUGGCACUCAAGAGGUCGGGAGGGAGACAACCCCCCUUGUAAGUACAAAACGGCUGUUAGUAUAAUGAUUGACAGGAAUAACAUGAAGUUGCCCCUUUGAGAUAUGUUCUUCUCAGCAGUGCUUUCAAGAUUUAUUCUGUUGGUAGUUCAUUGUCAACAAUUACGUCAAAACUUUGUUGGAUUACGCUAUGAUUGAAGUGGUAAAAUCCUUCAGAGGCAUUCAUUUUGGACUUGGCUUGGAAUAAAAAAUUUGAGUUGACUCUCACUUUUGGGUUUUGAAACAAAAUACUCUCGAGGGGGAGGAUGAACUUAUGCAGAGAUGUAAAUUGUAACAUGCAGAAAGCCAUAAAUAUAUCUGUAGGCCUUGAUAUUUAAGUUUUCUAGAUUGGAUAGACAUCAUGAAUCUGGGUUAUCCCAGAUUCAGUUCGUUUGUUUUGGCAGCUGCUAUUGGGGGACUCAGAAGCACAAAAGACAACCCUUUCUUAUCAUUUAUCUUUCAUAUCUAUGGCGUUGCUGGCCUUAUGUUGUUUCUUAAUAUUUAUAUACAUUACUGCUAAAUCCUGCAAUUGCCUUUUGUUUUUACCA